CUUCUUCAACAACCUGAACUAAUUGAGUCCCCAUCGAUGAUGGGUCAUUGUUUAUGAAUACAUUUAUUUAAUAAUAAUAAUAAUAAAUGUGUGCAAACUGAUGAUCAUGCACACACAUAUAUAUAUAUAUAUAUAUAUAUGCAUUUCAAGAAAGAGAUAGAUAGAGACUAGAGAGAGAGAAAGAGAAAGAAAGAGAAAGUGGGGUUUCAAGUCAAUGGGAAGUACAUACAGGAUAUGUGUGUGUUUCACGAGGAAAUUCAGGAUCACAGAGGUUGAACCACCGCCGGACAUUAAAGAGGCUUUUACUAACUACUCCAAUGGCGGCGCUCACAUGACAGCUGACCAGCUCCACCAGUUUCUCCUCGAUGUUCAGGGAGAAUCCGCAUCCACGGUCCCCGAUGCCCAGCGGAUCGUCGAUCAGAUCCUCCAGAAGCGCCACCACAUCGUCAAAUUCACCCGUCAUGGACUCACUCUUGAAGAUUUUCACUACUUCCUCUUCUCCGCCGAUCUGAAUCCACCAAUUCGACCUCAGGUCCACCAUGAUAUGAAUGCUCCACUGUCUCACUAUUUCAUCUAUACUGGUCACAACUCUUAUUUGACCGGAAACCAACUCAGCAGUGAUUGUAGCGACGUGCCGAUCAUUAAUGCGUUGAAAAGAGGCGUUAGAGUAAUCGAACUGGAUUUAUGGCCUAAUUCCUCCAAAAACAAUGUAAAUGUGCUACAUGGAAGGACACUUACUACUCCUGUGGACCUAAUGAAAUGCUUGAAGUCUAUUAAAGAACAUGCUUUUACGGCCUCUCCUUAUCCAGUCAUAAUAACCUUGGAAGAUCAUCUUACACCAGAUCUUCAGGCCAAAGUAGCAAAGAUGCUUACACAAGUAUUUGGGAAGUUGCUUUUCUACCCUGAAACAGAAUUUCUGAAAGAAUUGCCUUCACCAGAAGAGUUAAAACACCGUUUUAUCAUUUCCACCAAACCUCCUAAAGAGUACCUUGAAGCUGAAACUUUCAAUGGAAAUAAGUCUCAGAAAGACAAGGAUUCUGAUGAGGAUGUUUGGGGAAAGGAGCCUUUGAAACCUGCUGACAAAGAUAUAACUAGUGUUGUUAAGGGCAAGAGCGGGGAAAGUCAGGAUGAUGAAAAAGACGACUCUGAACAAAUUUUACAGUCAUUAGAACCUCCUGUUUACAAGCGUAUUAUAGCUAUUCAUGCGGGAAAACCCACAGGUACACUAAAGGAAGCCCUUGAAAUUGAUGUUGAUAAAGUAAGACGGCUUAGUUUGAGUGAACAAGCACUUGAAAAGGCUGCAGAAACUCAUUGGAUGAAUGUUGUAAGGUUCACUCAAAAGAAUCUUCUUAGAAUUUACCCAAAGGGUACACGGUUUAACUCGUCCAAUUACAAGCCAUUGCUUGCUUGGACUCAUGGAGCUCAAAUGGUUGCCUUUAAUAUGCAGGGUUAUGGUAGGUCUCUGUGGUUGAUGCAUGGAAUGUUUAGAUCCAAUGGAGGCUGCGGUUUCGUCAAGAAGCCUGAUUUCUUGAUGCAGAUAGGACCAAGUGGGGAGGUGUUCAACCCCAGAACAAAGUCGCUUGUAAAGAAAACCUUGAAGGUGAAAGUAUAUAUGGGUGAUGGGUGGCAUUUGGAUUUCAAACAAACACACUUCGAUAGAUACUCCCCACCUGAUUUCUUUUGCAAGGUUGGCAUAGCGGGAGUGUGUGAUGACGUGAGGAUGAAGAAAACAAAGACAAAAGAGGACAUGUGGACACCUGUCUGGAACGAAGAGUUUGAAUUUCCGCUAACUGUUCCUGAAUUGGCUCUACUUCGGAUAGAAGUACAUGAACACGACAUGGAGAAGGAUGAUUUUGGUGGGCAAACAUGUCUGCCUGUUUCGGAGCUAAGGCAAGGGAUCCAUGCGGUUCCUCUCUUUGGUCAGAAAGGAGAGAAAUACAACAAUGCUCGUCUUCUUAUGUGCUUUCAGUUUGCCUAACAAGCCAUUUCCUUAAAAUCCCACAAGGAUGUUUCUUUUCUCCAUGUAUGUCCCCUGUAAUUUGUGUUUCAUGAGAGAGCUGUAUCGGUUUCAUUUUUUUUUCAUUUUUUGUAUGUAUUUACAUGUAUUAUUUUGCAUCUCCAUUUGGCCUUUUCUUGUGUCUAGAUCCAAAAUGUAUUAUUGUACCAUUCAAUUUUAUAUAUUCAUUUGUAAUUUA
This is a messenger RNA of Impatiens glandulifera, 2195 nucleotides long. Its product is annotated as phosphoinositide phospholipase C 4-like. The transcript has 9 exons. Gene Ontology annotation, molecular function: phosphatidylinositol-4,5-bisphosphate phospholipase C activity. Gene Ontology annotation, biological process: phosphatidylinositol-mediated signaling; lipid metabolic process. Lineage: Eukaryota; Viridiplantae; Streptophyta; Magnoliopsida; Ericales; Balsaminaceae. The record is from RefSeq and is a predicted model, not a curated record. Bases 215 to 1978 code for a protein of 587 amino acids.